This is a messenger RNA of Prunus armeniaca (apricot), 348 nucleotides long. The record is from the annotation of a GenBank genome assembly. Lineage: Eukaryota; Viridiplantae; Streptophyta; Magnoliopsida; Rosales; Rosaceae.
AUGGCAGCACUAAAUCGAUUCAUAUCCCAAGCUACAUACCAUUGUCAACCAUUCUUCCAAGUUAUAAAGGGGAAGACGAAACUUAUUGAUUGGAUCCCUGAGUGUGAGCGUGCUUUUCAAGAGUUGAAGGAGUACAUGGGAAAACCCCCUCUUUUGUCUAAGCCUGAAUAUAGUGAAGAUUUGUUAUUGUACCUAUCUGUGUCUUCCACGGCAUUAAGCUCGGUGCUCAUUAGAGAGGUAGGCAAGGUUCUAAACCCCAUGUAUUACGUAAGCCGAGCUCUCCAAGACGCUGAAACAAGGUACCCUGAGAUCCAGAAGUUGUCCAUCGCCCUUGUUAUUUCAGCUUAG